Messenger RNA from Cheilinus undulatus (humphead wrasse), 599 nucleotides. Its product is annotated as hemoglobin subunit beta-1-like. Gene Ontology annotation, molecular function: heme binding; peroxidase activity; oxygen carrier activity. Gene Ontology annotation, biological process: oxygen transport; hydrogen peroxide catabolic process. Bases 68 to 511 code for a protein of 147 amino acids. Gene Ontology annotation, cellular component: blood microparticle; haptoglobin-hemoglobin complex; hemoglobin complex. Lineage: Eukaryota; Metazoa; Chordata; Actinopteri; Labriformes; Labridae. The record is from RefSeq and is a predicted model, not a curated record. The transcript has 3 exons.
CUGUAGUCAUAAAAAAAAACAUUCAGCCUUUUCUUUCGAGUCUGAAGCAAAACAAAGAAGAGUCACCAUGGUUGAGUGGACUGACAAGGAGCGCAGCAUCAUCAAAGGCAUCUUUGGCAGCAUGGACUACAACCAAAUGGGGCCGAGGGCUCUGAUCAGGUGUCUGAUCGUUUACCCCUGGACUCAGAGGUAUUUCGGUAGCUUUGGUAACCUCUGCAGCAUCGAUGCCAUCAAGUCCAACGACAAAAUCGCAAAGCAUGGCGUCACUGUGCUGCGCGGUCUGGACCGGGCCCUGGACAACAUGGACAACAUUAAGAGCACCUAUACCGAGCUGAGCGUGCUGCACUCCGAGAAGCUGCACGUGGACCCGGACAACUUCAAGCUUCUGUCUGACUGCCUGUGCAUCGAGAUCGCUGGAAAAAUGGGGUCUGACUUCACAGCAGAAAAACAUGCUGCCUAUCAGAAGUUUAUGUCUGUUGUGGUGUCCGCUCUGGGAAGACAGUACCACUAAACUUGGCAAAGCAAUACAACAAGACGGCAGCUCACGUCUGUCAUGUGUCAACUGAAUAAAGAAAUAAAAGCAAACUGAGGAAAAGUUA